This is a messenger RNA of Auxenochlorella protothecoides, 345 nucleotides long. RefSeq names its product Peptidyl-prolyl cis-trans isomerase pin1. Gene Ontology annotation, cellular component: nucleus; cytosol. NCBI's taxonomy places the organism in Eukaryota, Viridiplantae, Chlorophyta, Trebouxiophyceae, Chlorellales, Chlorellaceae. Gene Ontology annotation, molecular function: peptidyl-prolyl cis-trans isomerase activity. The record is from RefSeq and is a predicted model, not a curated record. Bases 1 to 345 code for a protein of 114 amino acids. The transcript is spliced from 2 exons.
AUGGCUCCUGAUCAGGUGAGGGCCUCGCAUUUGCUGGUGAAGCACCGCGACGCUCGUCGCCCGUCCAGUUGGAAGGAGGCCCAGGUCACCAGGAGCAGGGAGGAAGCGGAGUCAAUGAUUGCAGAAUUCCACCGCCAGCUGACGUCUGGUCAGGCAGACUUUGCCGAGCUCGCCCGCAAAGAAAGCCAUUGCAGCAGUGCCCGGGCCGGAGGUGAUCUGGGCCUCUUCCCUCGAGGCGCAAUGCAGCGUCCCUUUGAGGAUGCUGCCUUUGCGCUGCCAGUGGGAGGGCUGAGCGGUCCUGUGUUUACGGAUUCCGGGGUGCACCUCAUCCUGCGUACGGCCUAG